AUGCUUUUUUCACUUGGACUGCAGAAAAUUAUCAGAGAUCUGUUGCCUUCACUUUUUUCUAGGAUCGAUAUACAGUUUACCAUGUCUGCCAAGCAAAUGCCUUUAUCCCAAGAGGCUUUAGCUCAGUUCAAUCAGUCUCUGUCUGGGCAUGUUUUGGGGCUGCAUCCUCGUGCAAGCUCCAUUUCUACUCGCAGAAGUUCCCAGUCAAUAGAUCUUUAUGCCAGCAAGCAUCAUCUGCAUCUGAAGAACAUGGAUGGAAGACCCCAUAUCCCAUCCAGAAGGAACUCCAUUACAAGUAAUUUCAAUGUGCCUUUUUCUUGCAAAGGCUCCGUGAUGCAAGGCAAAAGGCAUUCCAUGAGCUGGAUGACCUCUGGUCAAGUCAGUUUCUCUGGAUUGCCUCUGUAUCAACCUAUCAGGGAGGUGAAGUGCGAAAAUACUUACAAAGCCCAGCCAGAUGAAGGUUGCAAGUUUGAUCCCUACAAGGUCCAGAGGAUCUUGGAGGGAGCUCUUUCAAGCUACUUGGCUGACAAUAAAUAUAAUCCUGUAACAUGUGUACAGCUAGUGCAGAGUUUGACAGACCAUAUCAGGUUGAAAGUGAAAGAUAUCAAUGCCCCUAGAUAUAAGCUGGUCUGCAACGUGAUGCUGGGCCAGCUCAACGAUCAGGGAAUACUAAUCAUCAGCCGUUGUCUGUGGGAUACAAUGACUGACAAUUAUGCAACAGCUACUUUCAAGAAUUCUUCACUUUUUGCUGUUGCAACUGUGUAUGGUGUAUAUUUUGAAUAA
This is a messenger RNA of Carcharodon carcharias (great white shark), 783 nucleotides long. Its product is annotated as dynein light chain Tctex-type protein 2B. Gene Ontology annotation, cellular component: cytoplasm; cytoplasmic dynein complex. Gene Ontology annotation, biological process: microtubule-based movement. NCBI's taxonomy places the organism in Eukaryota, Metazoa, Chordata, Chondrichthyes, Lamniformes, Lamnidae. The coding region runs from base 1 to 783 and encodes 260 amino acids. Gene Ontology annotation, molecular function: dynein intermediate chain binding. The record is from RefSeq and is a predicted model, not a curated record. The transcript is spliced from 2 exons.